AGUGCAAAAAUAUGGACCGAUUUCCGUGCAUACUUAGUGCAAUUUAGCAGUUGAAUCUCUCUGCAAGUGAUUGAGCUAGAAGUUUACGGCCCGGGAUCUCCCUAUUGGACAAUAAAUGGUUCCGAUUGUUAGUGGAAAAUUGGGUAUCCAGUCUUUUUUUGUGUGAAUAAGUAGCACCGAAGCACGGAAAGGAAAAGUGAAAUUCAGCGCAGUGUCUUCCUGCUGGUAUCGAUUUGUGUUUGUUUUAAUUUUUCGGACCGCGUCCCGUGUUUUGAGUUGUUAAAAAAGUGUGAAAGGAUAGCUUUAUUUCUUUAAUUUCAUUCAAAUUGUAAGGUGAAGUGGCCGCCCUGAGACCUUAACUACAGAAGCAAUGAGUUGAGUUCGAGAAGGCGCCCCAUUUCGCCUUGAGCAGCGCGAGAGUUGCGGAGUCCCUCAAAAUAGGCGCAGAGCGCAGACACCAAGAAAAUGACGAAGUCGGCACAGCAACAGUCAUCGUCGUCUGGUGCCACGGAUCAGCCUAUUCCGGUAUCCGAUCUGAAUGACGAUCAAGAAUCGUCUCCCCAAGCCAGUUCGACGCCAGCGAAGUUGGCAGCAGCAGCAGCAACAACAACAACAACUGGAAAACGACACCAGCAGCAACAACAACCUCAAAUGAAUCGGAGGACCUCAACCCGUUUGACCUCAAUUCGAAAUGAUAGUUUGUCUUCUUCCUCUUCGUCGUCGUCUUCAUCAUCGUCGCUAUCUUCCGUUGGAGAUUUAGACUUGGUGACAGACAGUAAGCCAACAAAUUCCGAGGAUGUAUUCAAAGUGCCAUCAACAACGUCCGCUGCUGGUUCAGGGCCAGCGGAGGAACAACAGUUGGAAACUGGAGUUAUUUGUCGAUUACCACUGGAUCGUUUACAAGCUAUCCUUGGGGUCCUAAAUAUUUUGAAGAGCCCCUCGGAUGGCGAGCAAGGUGCAAGCUGUUCCAGUCCAAGUCCCACAUAUAAACUACUGUGUCUUUACUGCGACCGAACAUUCACUAGCCAAUCCCUGAUGGCUAAACAUACGGAUCGAGUGCAUCGAAUAUCAAAAGAACGUCGGAGUAGCAGUCGAGUUAUUCCUAUGGUGAGUGACGGAGCGUUUCCCAACUGCAGCUAUUGUAACAAAGGUAAAGUGGCAACGGCUUCGGAAGAUCUUCCGCAACUUUUCAAACACCUGAUAGACCAGCAUUCGGAUCGAUAUUUUGCUUGCGACUUAUGUGGUAUCCGAUUUGCAAGCGAAGAAUCUCGUGAAGCUCACAUAGAAACGCUUCAUCCGCCGAGCAAUCAUUUGGAGAAUCGCACUCGACCCAAAUCGAAAGCUGCCCUUAAAAGUUUCAACGUGAAAUCGACAAAAAGUUGUGAAAUCGUAACCACUCCGCUUACAAUUCAAGUCGAUUUCGACACUGAAGCAAUGAAGAAUCUCACCAUCGAAAAUAUUGACGCCGUUGAUUCUCUUUCCGCUGCCCUCGGACUUGUCAGCAGCACCUCAACCGGUAGCACUCGAUUACGUAGUUCGGGCCGAACAUCAGCUACCCGGUCGACUAGUUCCAUCGGUGCUGGCAAAUCGAAGUUCGUCAAGAAAACGGACAAAAUGUUGAUGCGAUCCUCAGAGCCAAUGCUGUCACGGUUGGGGAUCGCUCAGCACCGAACGUCACAGCUAGGUCGUAAGGCUAUCAAUACGAAAACGCGCCGGAAAGCAGUAACAACCGACAGUGCGAGCUGUUCGUCUUCUCUUUCCGGAACGUCAUCCUCUCAACCGGACAAUCACUACAACAAAAUCACCAAACUAAAGACUAUCCGUUCAACUCUGAAUAAUCCUAGCGGAAGUUCCGAAACCGAUUUCGUGGUAUCACGAGGAAAGAACGAUAUCGUGAGUACUUUCGAUGAGGAUUUCUAUGAAAACGUAAAUCAAAACGUCCGCUUGAACCUUAGCUGCCAUUUGGACGGUAAACUAGAAGCGUCAACGCCGAAUGCUCCGUCACCGGUCAGCCCGGUGGUGGCUGUUCCAGCGAUUCGAUCUACCGUCGUUAAGAGUCCCCUUCAAUCAGAGAGUAAAAUUCAUGAAGCUACCAAUCUGCCGGCACUAACCGUCUUUCCAACGUUGUUAACUGUUGAGCAGUACGGUACGGACCUGCUGCCUGUGUCCAAGAUUAAAAAACCAAUCACCAAAAACUCCUGGAAGUGGAAGUGGGACUUUGUCAAGAAGUAUAAGUACGUAAAUGAAAACGGUAAAAUCGUGAAAAAAAUCAAACAACCUACGCUCGGCCUGCGAGAUCUAUCCAAGCUAGACAUGUGGACACAGCUUACCAUGCGAACUAAGCACGAGUUGAUCCGCAAUCGUCGAAAUCUCUAUCAGGCAGAAGUUGGCGAUAAUCUCCGCCAGGAGCAACGCAAGCAAGUCAAUGAACUGAAUCAAAUACUAGACACCCGAGUGCUACCCCAAAUAACACUCGAACAACACGAUCAAAGUAUUAUAAAAUUAGAAUCAGACACACUGAAUGACGGCGAUGGUGCCAGCGACCAGCUGCCAGAGUGGGAACUAGAAUCCAAUGCAGUGUCAGAGGAAUUCAUCAGUAGUCUGCAACUCCUAAAGCUGCCGAAUUUUGGUCGCCGUCAGCAGGUUAUACUCAGUGGAGAAUGGGCUCGCCCUCGGUGUUAUAUCUGCUACUGUUGCGGCGAUAAAUUUAGUUCUCUCAAACAAGUAGAAGAGCACAAGACUUUCCGUCAUCCGUACGUCUAUUCCACUUACUACGAAAUAGUUGGCCGCGAACUGAUUGAGAAGCAGCUGUUCAAGCACUUCUUCAUACCAUUAUCGGCCUUGACGAUGCAUCGUAUCCACUAUGCCCGUUUGUCCAACUACCCUCAAACAAGCUUCGAUCAACGGCGAACACCGGCUCGACAACCAUCCUCAGAAUCAGCAGCAACGAUAACCGAGAUCAAGAGCGAGGACUCGUCCUCCAACGAAGCAACGUCGUUUUCGACGGCGACCUCCUCGUCGUCACUUUUAUCACUCUCAGCACAAACUGCCAGCAGUAGUCUUUCUUCCUGUUCUUCGCGAUCAGCCCUGAACAUGCUUCUCUCCGCUGGUCAAGAUUAUACUACCUCUUUCACCAACUAUCCAUCGGAACCGGGACCGUUACAGUGCUCCAAGUGUCAAAAGGAGUGCGUCAACAUUUUGGUUCUGUACGCGCACAUUCUCAACUGCACCAACGACUACAUUUGGCUGCAGGCCAAGAAGCGGAUGAAGUAUCGCCGUGCCAACCGGCGUCGUAAGGGAUGCAGUCGGGCGGCGCUGGCUGCCCGCAAGGCCGCCAUGACGAGCGCUGCCCAGUCGGCAGUGGAGAAGUCCGAAACGGCCAGCAAUCAUUCCGGCGGCGCCGAUGCAGAAAGCAGCAGCAGCACCAGCGGUUCGGAAACAAAGAAGAAACCGAAAUCUCCACCGAGACCACGCGAGAAGGACAGUGACAUUGUGAAGCGGCUCACGGCGAACCUGCCGGCAAAGCGAAUCUCUCGGCAAAUUCUCCAGAUGACUAAGCAAAUUCGGAAGCGUCCUCAGAUGAGUCUAACGAAAAGCGGUAAGAAGCAAGUUGUCUCCACUUUGGCACCAUCGAAAGCCGGAGUGCCGCGUGGAGCGAGCGCCUCCACGGUUACCAAGCUGCGAAGCGGGAAAGUAUCUUGUGUUCCCAGUACCAGUAAAAAACCACCAACAGGAAAAAGCAAACUGUCCACAAAAGUACCGGCUACCGGUCGGAGCUCGACGCCAAAAGAUGAAGCGGAGAAAGUUCAACAGCCCAAGGAAGUAAAAGAAGUCAAACAAGAAAAAACGGAGGAAAUCAAAAAAGAGCAGACUGAAGACACUAAGGAGGAUGAAAAGAAGGAUGAGAAUCCUCCGAUGGCAGCAAAAAAUAAAAAACCGAUUCCAAGGGGAAAAACUCUUCCGGUACGGGGAAAACACUUCGUUGGCAGAAGAAGCGUGCACUGGAAGAGUAAAAAGAAGGUGUUACCUUUCCGAAAAGGACUGGCAGCUAACAAUCGAAUGUUACGCAGUGGCUCCGUUAGAAUAGCGUCUACUAGAACGAGAAAUAAUUCGAAGGCAGUGUCGUCGUCGUCGUCGUCGUCGCCAGCGAGAAAGGAACUCAAACAAAAGGAAGCUAGUCCGGUCUCCGCUAAGAAAAAUUCAACUAAGAGCAAGGAAAGCAAGAGUCCCGUCAAUGAAGGCAAGAAGAGCGAGCGGAGUUCACCUGUAGCAGAAACUGGAACCGCAGAUGUUAAAGAAAAUGUAGUAGAGAAAAAUGAAGAAGGUGUGGAAAAACCUCCGGAAUUAGACGUUGCAAGCACACAAGAAAAAGAAGAAAAUAAGGUGAGACAAAUUGAUGAACCUUGUAUUGAAAAAGUGCCUGAAAUUAAUAUCAAGAAUCCUGACAAGGAAACAAGUGACGGCCAGCUAAGUAGUGUUGAUCCAAUCGUUUCUGCGGUAACUCCGGUUAAAAAUGUUGAAUCUCCAAAACAAUUAUCCUCGCUGCAAAUGGAACCAGUCGCAGAGGAGACGCCAGAUCAGCCCAUUGUACCGGAGCCAGCUGAGCCUACAACGCCUGUUAAAUCUCCAUCACAGGUAUCAUUGUCAGCUUCCGUCACAUCGACUCCAUCGACACCUUCAUCGCAACAAGCGAACAAGAGAAAACCUAAAAAACUUAACGACUGCAUUGCGAUGCUGACGGGAAAGCUAUCGGAAAAGCUUGGAGUAGAUUUCUUCAAUCAUGUAUCGAUGAAAAAUGCAGAAAAAUGUCAGAAAAAGACUUCUCCAACAGUCGAAACACGAGCUUCAAAGCAAGCACUGUUCACAUCACCGAAUCUGAUCUCUGUUCCGCCCCAAACGCUGGCAGUAUUACCCUUGCAAAUACCUCCUCCGCAGGUGGCACCACUUCCGCUGGUAACGAAUACGCGUCACUCGCCGGCACCACCGAAACCAGUAAUGCUCUCACCCGUUGCUCCGAUCGUGACACCAAUGGAAGACAUUUCCGACGAGCCUUUAAAUUUAUCUAAAAACAGUCCUAUUGGUCGAAGUAUGCCACCCCGGACGCGAGAUGUGUACAAUCAUCAGAAGCAGCAUCUCUCGCCGCCGCCUCGAUCACCCACAGCGCCAGCACAUUCACCGCAUCACCUGCCUCCACCGUUAACGCAUCAUCAAUCACCACAAACGCAACACCAGCACCAUCAUCCGCAGCCGCAGUAUCAGCAGCCAGGGCCAUCGGCCCCCAAUAGAAAUCUUCCGUCGAUUAAGCUUCCACCAGGACUUAUAAUUGAACGAGUCGAGUACAAAUCAAGACCAGUAAUUUCCAAGGAAGCUCCAUCCGUUACUAUCGUUGCCCGUCGGCAGCCCCCUCCCUCGAUAGAGAAUCGAUCAACAAUGCCCCCCGUAACGCCUCCAGUCGAAUCCUCACCACCGCCUUCACUGCCGUCGCCAGUUCGAAAGCACCACAGCACCCAACAGCAGCAGCAGUACGGCGAUCCUAGGAAAAGUACGCCUACAGUUCAACAACAUCCAUCGGUAAAAUUGCCCAUUCCUCAGCAGCUUCCUCCACAGCCUUCCAUUGCGUCAACUUUGAGGCAGGAAAGGCCGUUGGAGAAUCGCAUUUCCGUUACUAUAACAGAAGCAAAGAGUCAUCAGAGUCCCAUCAGCAAACAACCUCCGGUUACACUCAACAUUCCGGAACGUCCACCAGUUAUCGAUAGAAACCCUCCGCUAUCGUUGAACCCAGCUCAGCUUAUCAUACCGACUGUCUCUAGUUCUGUGGUUCCGACUGUUCAAUCUCAACUGACAACCACCACUCCAACAACUACAAGUACAAGCAAGCGCAAUCGUCGCAAGAGCCUCUUCAUUUCACCACCGACAAUGAGCGACCCGUCAUCAGCUGCUCCAACUCCGGUUGCAUCCAUGGUGCCACCGGCUCCCUUUCUUCCACUUCCAUUUCUUUCGCAUUCACUCCUUGCUGCCCCACCACUGGGGCUGGAUCUGCAACGUCUAGCAGCCGUUGGACUGCCACCGCAUUUGAAGCCUCCCGUUAUCCCGCCACUGACGAUACCAUCUCCGUCGGUAUCUUCGUCUGCGGCAGCCGCCGCCUUGCUGGAAAAAAUUUUGCUGCCCAAUCGAGACGUUAUUGUGAAGCAAAUUGAAAACGCAGCAGCAGCGGCCGCACAAUCCCGAUCUGCGCAGCAAUCGCCGAAAAAGGCACCGGAAGAAAUCGUUCCGGUGAUCGAAGUGCAGGUAGUUCCAUCGCCCACCAAACCAACUGAACUAUGUCCACCGCCGGUGGAGAAGAAAAGUCGUUCCCGAGCGAGAACAUCUCGGGCCAAAGCACAAAUAUUCACCGUUCCCGAGAAGCCCCAGCCACCCCGACAAGCUAGUCCCGAUGCAAUCAAUGCACCAUUUGAACCGGAAGUUAUUCUUCAAGUUUUUCCAAUUGAACCUACUCCAUCACAGCCCACAGUGCUUGAAAGCGUUGAACCACCCGCCGAGCAACCAUCGCCGAAAACGGAUUCGGCAACGAUACCGGAAUUACCGCUUGAAAAGCCGCCAGAGCAAACCACCGAAGAGACAACGGCUUCGGUAGCGGAACCGGAACCAAAGGGCACCGAGGUCGAGCUAGAGUCGCUGAAAAGCAGUUCCGAUACGCCCACCAGCGCCGGCAGCAACAGUGGGAAAACCGUUCGGAAACGACGAAAGAACGAGCUUGCUUCCAUCCUUUCGGAUCAACUGCUGGAAAGUUUCAAAGAAGUCGAUCAAUCGGCCCUGCAGGAUCUGAAAAUGAUGCACGAUAUGUCCUGCGAGAAGCCGGACGUUAAGUUUUCGUUGGAGCAAAUCCCCCAGCUAGCGAAGCGUAAGGUGCUUCCCCGCCAUCCGGACUUGCUGGCGAGAAAUUCACCGACAGUGUCCAGCAGCAGUAGCGGCAGCAGCAGCGGAAAGAAGACUCCGGCUAAAAAGAUUGCCAAAGAAUCUGCGCGAGAGCAAACGGUUGCUGUUGAGGAAGUUAAGGAAGGGGAAGCCGGGAAAAUGAACGAAGAAUCCACGCAGAAUGUCCCGGUGUUGCCGGAGGAAAGUUCUAAAGCAGUUGAACGGGUAGCGGAAGUAGUUGCAGAAAAUGUAAUUGUUCCGGCCGAACAAAAUGAUAAACCAAUAAAUGUUGAAACGAAGCCCGUGGAUGACGGUGUUAAGGAGCAAACUGCGACGGAAACAACCAUUCCCGAAGAACAGGCUGCAGAGAAGCAGAAGAAAAAGAGUGGAAAGAAGCCUACCGGUAAAGAAGUGGCUAACGAAGACCCACCCGAAAAGAAGGUUCCCGAGAAGGCACCUACUCCAGCACCAGCACCGCCAGUAAAACAACCGCCGGCGAAGCGGCGGACGCGUAAGCUUUCCAUCGACAUCGAUCGGCUGGCAGGACUUGAACGAAAGGGUCGACAGAAGCAGCAGUACUUAAACCAUCUGGCCAACGUUGACUCUGUCGAGAAAUCAGUGACCACUAAAAAAGGUAAAGGUACCGGUAAAAAGACUGCUGAAGGUAAAAAAUCCCAGAAUAACGCAGAUUUUCCCAAGCCGACUACGGAAGAGGUUACUGUUGAGCCCAAAGAGAAAUCCUCCGAGGAGAAAACUGAUGAAACACAGUCAAAGGAACAAACGAAGAAAAAAUCGACGGCUAAAUCUCGAUCGAAAACGCCCUUCCCUUAUCCCCAACAACAGAAGGCGAAAAAGACUGAUUUGGAUCGCUUGAAAGAUACGUUGAACAUCGAGACACCCGCCCAGUCCAAACCAGCCAGCAAGAAGAAGGGUUCAACUCCAGCUAAACCCUUGAACGACGAACCUACCGCUAGCGUUCCCGCAGCGGUUCCCCAAGAGGAGAUUACUCCGCAAACCGCAGAAAAGCGACCUACGAAACGGAAGGCUGGUAGCGGAAAAGCAACCAACGACGAUAGUCUCUCGAAUGACAGCGGUGGCAGUACACCAUCGCCAAGUAAGAAACCGAAAGAGGAGGCAAAACCAGAGCCUGCAAAGACUCCGAAACGGUCGCAAACUCCGGCGAUAGCCGCCGAAGUACAAUCGAAGCCGAGAACUCCAUCGCCAGCUGUCGCUCCUAAAGCGCCGAAAGCAAAACCAACCCCACCAGCACCGCCGAAGCGAAUAAUGGCCCGCCGGUCGUCCGUGUUUGUCGACAAGAAUUUGGCCCAAUACAUGGAGGAAAAAGAUGCCGAGCAGGAACGGCUCCUGGCGGCCAGUAGCUUCAAGGACGACUUAAUACUGACCUCUCGGCGGGGCACCCGUAGUCAGGGGGGAGUUGAUUUUAGCCUGGUGGCCAGCUUUGCCGAAGCCGCAAUGAAACCCCGAGACCCGAGGCGGAAAUCUGCGGCGGCCGUAGCUGCCGCAGCCGCCGCUGCCAAGCGUGCGGAAGAAGAGCGCCGGCUGGCGGAAGAAAAUCGAAAACAGCGGGAGGAAAAGGAAAAGAUACUACGAGAGGCGGAACGAGAACGGUUGCAGCGGGAAGAAGAAAACCGGAAGGUUAUGGUUGCUGCGCAACCUUUGCGGAGGAUUAGUGCGCGGCGAGCGUCCGUCUAUGCUGCCAUUCAACCGGAGGAGGAAUCGCAACCAAAAGCGGUGGAAGAAAGUCUGGCGGAUAUCGGUAAAGCUACUAAGCGCCAGUACCGACGACGGGCAUCCGUCUAUCAAGCGGUGUCUUUCCUGGAUGAGGAGGAGCAGCAGCAAAAAGAACUUGAAGACAAGCCUAAAGUGACACGUUCAAAAACACCCGGUCCAAGCGAUGUGUGGGAACAUGAUCUGAAGUCGGUCGGUCGGAGACGCAACCAGAGCGUGUUCAAUGGAACGCCGGAGCCUACCAUAGAGUCCCUGUUAGAGCCUCUACCGACGGCAACAACCGGCACAAAGCGCAGAACCAAAAAUAGUCAACUAGCGGAGAAUCUCUCCAAGCUGUUCAACAUCGAAGAGGAGAUUCAGCUUAUCGACCGAAGCCGGCGGAAACCUCGUAAGAGUAAUACACCAAUUGCGUUCGAGUCUGCGGCGGCCAGUUCUACGCCGGUCAAGGAAACGCCCGCUAAAGAAACAAAGAAAAUCGAUGAGUUGGUUAAGGUGGUCGAAAACGAGGUAGCUAAGGCCAGUAUUGCGCCAAAACCUCGCGAAUCUUUGUCGUUCUCGAAUGACGACGAAGACGAAUCGCCAAAGCUGAACAAGCUCGUACAGGAUAUUAUCAACAAAUCCGACUCGGAAUCCGAUUCGGAAGAUGAUAAUAUGUCUUUGGCAUGUUUUGUUCGUCGAGAUGAUAGUUUCCUAAGGCCAGCGACGGGUCAAGCGUCCUCGGUCAAUGAUUCGCUGGAUGCCACUGCAGAAGACGAAAGCAAUAGUGCGAUCGAUGAUGAUGCGAGCGUAACAACCGAAGGACCGCUCUUCGGUGGUAGUAUUAAGAAGCGCAAACGCAGAAAGUCAAUUUGUGUUACAAAACUACGUCGGCCAAAGCCGCCAGUGGACGAAACAAAACCCGUGGUUACGUUCAAUUGCGAUCUGUGUAAGAAAGUUUUCAAAAAACAAGACGCCUACAACAAGCAUCGCAUGACACUGUCGCACAUUGCAAAGCUAUCGGAACAGGAAUAUCUGGAGGCACAGCGGAAGGAACAAGAACUGACGGCUGCAACGAAACCAAAUGCUCCAAGUCCGAGUGCAAACGAGGAUGUGUCAGUCGGCGACUCGUCCCCUCCGAAUACCAUCAAGAACCUCAGCCAGGAGGAGAAACUGUUCUACGAAUGUUGUUCAAUGCUGAAGGAGAGCAAUGCAGACAACGAAAACAUCAACCUAACGGUGUCGCUUAAGUCGGAUGAAAUGACGGCCAACGCUGGACUGUCGGCUGUUGAUCAAAUCCCUCCGCCCAAAGUUAGUGUUACCUAUCCGACUUCGUUCGUUCCGCUACCGCAACAAAGCAAAACAACGGAAAGCAGCUGCUUCAACAUGGGCGACAGCUUCCCCUCGUUCCCGGACGUAAGUGAAAGUGAAAACUACAUUCAAACAAUUAAUCAACGAAACCUUGGCGAUCAGUAUGUUAAACUGACCACGGUGGAACUCGGACAACAGUCGGCAUCGUCGGAAAACGAAGGCAACCUGUCGCCACACAAUUCGACGAAGUCGACCAGCUCGCAAGCGUCGGUGUUUUCGCAGAAAACUUUCAAAACCAAGGGAGCCCUGAAGGGGUACGACAACUUCAAGGUUUCCAUACCGAUGAGUGGGAUUCAGAUUGCCAAGGAAUCGAAGCUGGACACGUUGGCAGAUGUGGCUUUGUGUGGAGACAUCCCCAAGGAGUUUGAGCUCACCGAUAACGGAGAAGAGAACGAUACAUCGGAGGAAAUUGCUGCUCCAGCUCCCGUUGUGAAAAGAACGGAUUCACCCAAAAAUGGGCUUCAAAGUACUACUGCCCGCUCACGUACUUCAGCUAAGAAGGAACAAGCAGCAGCAGCAGCAGCUGCUGCUGCCACCAACAAACUUGGCUUUAAAGCGAAGAAGAAACCAUCCGCUCCUUCAAGUACUCCAACGCGGUCAACUCCCAAACGGGGUGGAACGCUGAAAAAAUCAGUUUCCAACAAAUUAAGCACCCUCAACGCAUCCGAACGGAACAAACCAGAUCCCGAGGACAUAUACGCAUUUCAGGAGUCUACCCCGGAAGAAACGGCCCCACUAGCGUCGUACUCGUCAAACAAAAAAUCAGCGUCCGGCGGUGGCUUGUCUGCAUCGACUGCCACCAACAAAAGCUCAAACGCAACGGAAAAAUCUGCUAAUUCUACGGUCACUACCACCACUGAUCAGGGCGACGACAGUCAGGUCUCCAGUUUGAGUUUCUCCGAUCGGGAUGAUUUUGUGUACGGGACAAACAAUCUGAGCGAAGAGGACGAAGACGACAAGAGUAGCAGCUACAGCAGUACGCAAACGACACCGAAGAAGCCGAUCAAGGCGGACGUGCAGAAGAAAAGCCUUAUAAUGGGACGAAUUUUCAAGAAAGCAAAAGACAAACUAAAGGACGAAGCUGGCUCGAAGAAAGAACCGUCGCCAACCGAAGGUGCUGUGAAGCCGGUGGCAAAAGACUUCGACAAGCUGUUCGAUACGCUGAAGAAGCUGGAAGUGGAGAAAAAGAGCGAACCGGAAAGCAAUGACACUUCAGCGGAAAGUAACGAACUUGACGCUAGCUCAGUGGAUCCCAAGUUGCUUGAGGAGUACGAAGACGAGAAAGGUGAGCGGAAACUUCGUAGACGAAGUAUUCAAAAGAAACUGACCGAAACUUGGGACUCGGAUGAGUAUGAAGAUUUCAACCUAAGCGACGCUGUUGGUUUAGUCAAGAAGAAGGGCGACAAAGGAACGGCGAAGGCACCCGAUGCCAAGACGUUAGAACUUUCGGAUUCAGCGACAGAAAAGUCGGGAGAAUCUGCACUUAAAAACGCCAGUCAGUCAGUCAAAGCGGAAACCGAAGCGAAAGCGAAGGCUGCAGUAACUCAGGAUGCUAAAAAACCAAUCGUUACGGACGAAACGAUCCGGCAAGUAAUGGAAAGUGUUAUUAUGGAAGUGUCGAUGAGUAAAAACCAUCGCACGAGAGAUAAUAAACGGCGCAGUAAAGGCGGCAAGGCCGCCAAGAACUCUGCGGAGGAUAGUGAGCCGCCAGCGAAGACAGAAACUGAAGACGGUGGUCGAGACUUGUCUGCUGCUUUGGACGAACACGUCCUGGAGUCCAGCGUAGUGAUCUCUUCAAAGACCAUUACAACUAAGUUCAAACAAAAGCUAAACCUAGCGCAGACAGGCAAGCAACAGCAGCAAAAGCAAAAACAGGACAAGCAGCAGCAGGUGGUUGGGGAGGAAUCGAAAAAGUCAACAACCAGCAAAUCCUCCAAUAACAACAAUAACACUCAAACCCAGAAAGCGUCAAAAGCAGCGGCUUCUAAGGCUUCGAAAGAACCAACCGAGCCGCCGUCGGCGGCAGCAACCAAAAGCUCCAACGCCACCAACAACAGUUCCAAGUUGAAACAACGAAAAGGACCACCGAAAAAAAUGAAAAACGUAGCAUACGAUCCGGACAGCGACUUCGAGGAUAACAUCAAGUGCAAGAAGGUUAAGAAAAAGUUGUUGGAAAGCGAUAUCGAAGCGAACCUUAAGAUCGAACAGCUGAAUGCUACGCUCAGCGACAGCAUCCUGAUGCCGGCACCACGCCGUAAACGCAAUGCUGCCGAAACCCUCUACUUCUGGUCAUCAUCCUCAUCGUCGUCGUCGGCUUCGGCCAGUGACGAUGACGAUGAUUCGGCGGGCGAUUACGCGCAAGCUCCCGCCAGCAAAAACAAAAAGCAGAAGAAAAAAGCCACCCCAACAAAGCCGAAGCAGGCGGCCGGAGCCGCCGGCGGAGGUCACCAAAAGUCUAAGCCAAAAUCGAAACAGCAACAGCAGCAGCAACAACAACAAUCGGCACAGCAGCAGCAACAACAGUUGGAAUCUUCUCAACAGCAGCAGCACCAGCAGCAGCAGCAACAACAGCACCAGCAAAAGCAACAGACCGGCACCGCAACAGUGGAAACCGGUGCUGGAGAUGACACCAGCAGCAGUAGCGAACACAUGCAACAGCACGGCUGGAUCGUGGGCGAUUCGCAUAAAAAGCUAGUGACGCUACUGGCGCACGCCAAGGGCAAGCAGGACAACCGACCGGUCAAAGCGACGGGCAACCGGCGGAAGACGUAAGUAGCGUUAGACGUAGGAAGGGAAUUGUAUAUAAGUGAAUGAUUGGGAAAGUGAGUAGGAAAUGGGGAGUACUAUACGGUGUUACUGAUCGUAAGAUUGACCGGUCCAGUGAAGCUUAGUUUCAGCGUUUCGUCGGGUGACCUGUGUUUCUUUUUUCCCGUCUAUUUUUUUUUAUUUUUGACAGUUUAUUGACUUUUUCCAACAGGGUUUCGCCAAUUUUCUGUAAACAAAAACCUAUUGAAAUUUCACUAUUAUUAGGCUUUUUUUUUGGCAACAAAGAAACUUGUUUGAUGGAAAUUACUAGCGAGUGAUAGAGAAGAAAAAGAAACUGUAAAAAUACUUGUUGACGAGUACGGAACGGGUUGAGUAAAAUUCUGUAAAUGCGUCAGUAGCACAGAUCGUGAAGCACCAAAUAAGCUUUUUUGUGUUUUGGGCAAGCAUGUGAGAUUUCGUGAUGAUAGUCCCGUUCCUGUCCACGUUUGACUGAAUCGUACGCCGCCUUAAAGUCCACUAGCAGAUGAUGAGUCUGCAAGCUGUACUCCCAGAACUUUUCUAGUGACUGACCCAGGGUAAACAUCUGAUCCGUCCUGGCGCAACCGUCACCAAAACCAGUUUGGUGCUCGCUGACGAAGGACUCCGCUAACGUCUCAGCGUUUAGAACGGAAUACGGGAAAGAACCUUAUAUGUAGAAUUGAGUAUUGUUUUUACUCUCGUGGCGAUGUCCUUUUUUAAAAAGGUAUUCGAUAAUCAGGCGCAAAUCUUACACACGAGAUACCUACUGGUCAGAGUCGGUAUUUGAAGCAUUCAGACGAUGGCCAUUCUUCUGGCUGCGGCGAAAUUUAUGAGCCUCAGACGGUUAUCAUUGGCCGACAGAUAAAGGCUAUGUCUUCCAAUGACAGGACGGAAGAAUUCCUCCUCCCGAUCUGCGCAUUAGGAUCUCCGAUAAUAAUUUCCACGUCAUGUUUUAGGCACUCUCGAGUCUACCAUAGAACUCGUGCUUAGCAUCAGCGGCUUUAUCAUUUGUCAGUGCGUAUACAUUGAUUAGGCUUUAGUUGGAGAAUUUGCCCUUAAUUGUCAUCACACAUAUACGAUCAUCUUUGGGCCUCCAACGGAUAACUCGUUGCUUUUGCUUUCCCAACACUACGAAACCGGUUCAAUGUCCUGUCUUUUUACCGCCACUGUAGUAUAGAUAUAUUGGUACUUGAAAAAAGUGCCUGCAAUGAAGUCUACUGCGCGGAACUCCCUUUCUUCGGAAUUUGGCCAUGAAACUUGCUGAAGAGCAGCGAUCUCCAUUACUAGUCGUAGUCCGUCUUACCAAUCGUAAUCCAUUAAUAGUUUCCUUGUUCUUUGCCGUGUCAUAUGCCGAUUGAUCUGUUCCGUAUUUUCAUUUUUGUUUUCCGUGGUAAAUGAAGGUUACGGUAUACUACCUUACUGGGGUCGCGAUACCUACAUCUUGCCUGGUCUGCCAGCGUAGGUAUAGCUUGCGGGAUACAGCGCUUCAUAUUCAGUCGCUCACUCUGAAACAGACGCUUUUUGAGCCGCGCCUCAUCUGAGGAACGCUCCUUCCAGGUAACUCUCACCGUCUGGAAAAUCGCUCGUAUUCCAAUCGCAAAAACUGAUAAUCCUGAGAAGCUGAUUGUUAUACAAUGAGCAUAAUUUCUGCCCUAUCCAAAAUCUUCGAGGGGCUAAUUACUAUUCAACUGAAUGACUUCUUCUUCUUCAGCAUAGAGCCGGGGUGGCUCGUGCUGUUUCAAGUUCUCGUCUCCAUUCAACA
This is a messenger RNA of Sabethes cyaneus, 14557 nucleotides long. Its product is annotated as serine/arginine repetitive matrix protein 2. The transcript has 3 exons. The coding region runs from base 466 to 12783 and encodes 4105 amino acids. NCBI's taxonomy places the organism in Eukaryota, Metazoa, Arthropoda, Insecta, Diptera, Culicidae. The record is from RefSeq and is a predicted model, not a curated record.